AUGAGUUUAGACAAUGACAACACACCCAAAGGAGGAGUGGGGAAUAGACUCUCCAAGCCGGGGCUGGGUGGCGCCGCAGAGCGGGGCGUAGGGGAAGCCCGAUUGGAAGAGGCGGUCAACCGCUGGGUGCUCAAGUUCUACUUCCACGAGGCGCUGCGGGCCUUUCGGGGUAGCCGGUACGGGGACUUCAGGCAGAUCCGGGACAUCAUGCAGGCUUUGCUUGUCAGGCCCUUGGGGAAGGAACAUACCGUGUCCCGGCUGCUGCGGGUUAUGCAGUGUCUGUCACGCAUUGAAGAAGGGGAGAAUUUAGACUGUUCCUUUGAUAUGGAGGCUGAGCUCACACCACUGGAAUCAGCUAUCAAUGUGCUGGAGAUGAUUAAAACCGAAUUUACAUUGACAGAGGCAGUGGUCGAAUCCAGUAGAAAACUGGUCAAGGAGGCUGCUGUCAUUAUUUGUAUCAAAAACAAAGAAUUUGAAAAGGCUUCAAAAAUAUUGAAAAAACAUAUGUCCAAGGACCCUACAACUCAGAAGCUGCGAAAUGAUCUCCUGAACAUUAUCCGUGAAAAGAACUUGGCACAUCCUGUUAUCCAGAACUUUUCCUAUGAGACCUUCCAGCAGAAGAUGCUGCGCUUCCUGGAGAGUCACCUGGAUGAUGCAGAACCCUACCUCCUCACGAUGGCCAAGAAAGCUUUGAAAUCUGAAUCUGCUGCCUCAGCUACAGCAAAGGAAGAGAAACAGCCAGCACCAGAGCCUGUGGAAAAGCCAACCCGAGAACCUGUAAGGCAGUUAAGGAAUACUCCAACCACCAUUGGAAUUAUGACUCUGAAAGCAGCUUUCAAGACUCUGUCCAGUGCACAGGAUUCUGAGGCAGCCUUCUCAAAACUGGACCAGAAAGACCUAGUACUGCCUAAUCAAGUAUCCCCACCAUCACCAGCCCUCAAAAACAAGAGACCGAGAAAAGAUGAAAAUGAAAAUUCAGCCUCUGCUGAGGGUGAGGGUGGCUCUGAACUGCAACCCAAGAACAAGCGCAUGACAAUAAGCAGAUUGGUUUUGGAGGAGGACAGCCAGAGUACUGAACCGAACACAGGCCUCGACUCCUCCCAGGAUGACGGUCCAGCAUCACCAUCCAAGCCCACUGUUCCAAACCAACCCCUCCUUGGGGAGAAGAAUCCCAAAGUACCCAAAGGCAAGUGGAACAGCUCUAAUGGGGUUGAAGAAAAAGAGUCUUGGGUGGAAGAGGACGAACUGUUUCCAGUUCAGGCAGCACCAGCAGAUGAAGACAGUGCAACCAGUAUAACAAAAAAGCAGAAAUGGACUAUAGAAGAAAGUGAGUGGGUCAAAGCUGGAGUACAGAAAUACGGGGAAGGAAACUGGGCUGCCAUUUCUAAAAAUUACCCAUUUGUUAACCGAACAGCUGUGAUGAUUAAGGAUCGCUGGCGGACCAUGAAAAGACUUGGCAUGAACUGAAACAGGCUUUCAAUUCCACUGAAUUCAUAGGAGUGUAGUUCCUAAUAAUAUCCCUUGGUAGUCUGUUUCAGAAGCUGGGCUGGCUGAGAAUUUUGGGCAUCUUCCUCCAACACUGAGGGGGGGGGCGGAGGUCCCAGUUUCAUGUUACUGCUCUUGGAGCUGAGAAACAAAGCCAAGUUCACCCCAUAUCUUUGGCAGAGAUGACAGGCACAUAGCUUGUACAGUGCCAGAAUAUCAUUAGUAUUUCCCUUCUUUAGUGGUUUGCUUGAACUUAAAUUCCUGGUAAUUAGUAGAACCUCUCCUAGGAAAUGGUGGAGUCUCUUAGGAGCCACUUUUUGACUUCACAACCUGUUAAAACCAGCAAAAAGAGCAUUAUUUGGAGUGAACAUAAUCCAGGUAAAGCUUUGGCCUUCUGAUGCAAAUGCGAAGGAACUUUGUAAUGAGCCCUGGGUGAUGAGACCAGUCCUGGUAAAAUCAGAGUCCUUUGUUAAAACUGCUUAGCCUGUUGUGACAUCAGUACUGAGACUUGACUGUCUUAGCAUUUGCUUGUAUUAUUUGCUGGGCUGCACAGACAGGUUUAACCUCCAUUUCUCAUGUGGUUGAACCAAUGUGUUUUUUGGUAAAAUGGUGAUUAUAGAUAAAACUUAGCCUCUUCCUAUGCUCCCCUGCCAAUUUCCUACCUAUGCCGAACUUUUAAAGCCUAAAAGAAAAUCCCAAUUGAAUAUAAAUGUCUAAUUCCAUUCUUUGUGAAAUGGUAGCUCCCGCUUGAUUCCCUAGUUGUGCUGUGUUAGUGUCUUGCACUGAAAUUCAACAUUCCCUUCUCCUUUUUCCUUUUGUACUGUGUUGUGCUUGCUGUUUCUUGGGCAUCCUUAAAGACUUUUUAGCAAAAAAAAAAAAA
This is a messenger RNA of Condylura cristata (star-nosed mole), 2365 nucleotides long. It is a transcript of the gene TERF2, whose product is annotated as telomeric repeat binding factor 2. Gene Ontology annotation, biological process: regulation of telomere maintenance via telomerase; protection from non-homologous end joining at telomere; telomeric D-loop disassembly. Lineage: Eukaryota; Metazoa; Chordata; Mammalia; Eulipotyphla; Talpidae. Gene Ontology annotation, molecular function: protein homodimerization activity; G-rich strand telomeric DNA binding; double-stranded telomeric DNA binding. Bases 1 to 1467 code for a protein of 488 amino acids. The transcript has 12 exons. The record is from RefSeq and is a predicted model, not a curated record. Gene Ontology annotation, cellular component: chromosome, telomeric region; nucleus; shelterin complex.